Penicillium vulpinum is the source of this 2079-nucleotide messenger RNA. RefSeq names its product CeGAL family transcription factor. The transcript has 5 exons. Gene Ontology annotation, biological process: DNA-templated transcription; regulation of DNA-templated transcription. Gene Ontology annotation, molecular function: zinc ion binding; DNA-binding transcription factor activity, RNA polymerase II-specific; DNA binding. The record is from RefSeq and is a predicted model, not a curated record. Lineage: Eukaryota; Fungi; Ascomycota; Eurotiomycetes; Eurotiales; Aspergillaceae. The coding region runs from base 1 to 2079 and encodes 692 amino acids.
AUGGAAUCUAGACGAUCUCCGACCGGCUCUGCCACUGGUGCCAUCCGUUCACAUAAAACUGUUAUUGCCAAAAGGGCCUGCGACCAAUGCAAAUUUCGCAAGAUCAAGUGUAGCUUAUCACAGCCUUGCAAGGCUUGUGAGUCCAUGGGCUUCGAGUGUACAUUCCUUCAGCCACAGAAGAAGCGCGGACCAACCGGGCAUCGCGUGUCGCAAAUUCGACAGCAGCAAACUGUCAUAACUCCCCAAGAAGAAUCUACAAAGAAUGCUUUCCAAUUUCAAACUCCAAAUUCAUCCGUGGAGUCCGGACAAGCGGGUUCUUUACCCGGGCCACCUUGGACCUCUACCCAUGGACCAGCCACAAUGCCCGUAGAGGGGCCCGGAGGACUAGCGCCUUCGGGUAUACAGGCCCCAAUGGCACCCUGGGGUGAGGAAGCCACAUCCAUAGAAGCUCACAACACCAGCAACAGCGCCGUGAGCUGGAACGAGCGAAACGACGUCGAGUACUGGCUUCCAGAUAAUCUGGACUCUCAAAUCCCUGUCUUUGAAUUCCCAGGAAGUAAUGUUUAUCUCAAGCCAUCUCUCCCGUCUAUCAUUCAGCCAGUCCCUGAUGCCGGGUCCAUGGGAAUGCCCCCGCAGGAAGCUCAAAAUAUGCCAUUCUCAUCAACCGUGGGGCCUAUGCAUUCGAAUACCCAGGAGACUUCUGCAGUUUGGCCACCCACAAUCAGCGAAGCGAAUAUGAUCCCUUGGAUUGAUGUCUACUUUGAUCGAUUACAUCCAACCAUACCCGUUCUCAACCGAUCAGCCCUAUACACUUCAAUGCUCGCACAAGAACACCGCAAGAACUCCCAGUUCGGAGCCAUGCUCUUGUCACUGUGUGCAUUCUCGCUAACACAGCCAAUUGAGAUCAAUGAGCAACCCACAACCUCAUCCCGAGCUCUGCAGGCACGAGCUAUGAUGCAUGAGGCGACCAAAAUGCGAAGCUGUUCGGAUUUCGGCGAGAACCCAACUAUUGAAGCUGUUCUAACCAGCUUUUUCCUCUUUGGCUGUUUGUUUGGAAGUAACCAGCACAACGCAGCGUGGCUCCGGAUACGGGAGGCACUAGAUCUUGCAAACGCGCUGGGACUGAAUGAUCCCGAGUCAUAUCACGAUUUGUCUGGGGAAGAGAAAGGCCAGCGUUUACGAACGUACCUUGUCCUCUCUAUUACGGAAAGAGCCUAUGCUUUGCAACACCGACACCCAAUAACCUUCUGGGGGAAGCCAGGAUUCACUAUGCGGUCAGUGCAUGACUUCAUCCACAGUGCCACGCACAGUGUCGUCUCUGGCGUUAUAGUCCACAACGAGAAAGACGCCGAGGGGAUGAUGGGUCUUGCACGGAUGAUGGAACUAUUCGAUGCGAUCGACGAAGAUGUCGUCGAUUGCUGGAACCGCCGAUGCGAUAUCAGCAACGGGUACUGCCAGCGACUUACUGAAGUCAAGGCACUCUCCAUACAUCAGAACCUCAAUCGUGUCAGCCAAGCCGAACGAUACCGGGGCUAUGACUGGUUCGAACGAGCCAAAGGAGGCCAUGCCGAAAACAAUGCCAUGUUUACCAUGGGGCUACGAGAAACCCAAGCGGCCGACGUUUUCAUCACCCAGAAAUGGCUCCAGAACCGUGUCUGGCUCCUCACCUCAACUCACGGGCUUCUGAGUGCUCAUUCAGAACAACCCGAGCUAAGCUUCGGAUAUGCCGUAUCCAUUGCUGAAUCUACUCUCCAGUUGUGCCAGUCAUUACGGCUGAGCUCUAUGGAAGCUCAUGGUAUCGGUCUGACCGAAAAACUGUACGAUAUUGCAAUCUGCGCAACAAACGUCCUUUGCAACACAAGCUCGGCUUACGGGGGCUCCAUGAACAUGCCCGCCAAUUUCACUGAAAGAAUACCAUCAAGUGCAACUGCCACGCCCCAGAGCCUUGCAGAAGACUUUUUGUUACUUAUGACCAGCUUCCGUGGUGGAAAUCAUCCUUAUCUGGAGAAGUAUAGAGCUCAUCUACGCUCACUACAGAUUAUGGAACCAAAGGCUACAGAGUGGCAGCAACAGCAAUGA